UUUCCUUGAACUUGUACUGCCGCGUUAUCCUGUAACUUUACUUCUUUUCCCGGCUUCCUUCUCCUUCUCAAAUAUUUCUGCUCUGCUACCGAUCUAUGGAAACGAGGAUUCUUUCCAUGAAAUCGAACUGAAGCGUUUCCCACUUGUUAAAAAAAAGGAAGAUUUUGCCUUUUUUUUCUUAGGAGCGAUCUCUUUUGCAACAACUUUAGAUCUUCUGCACUUCCCUGCUUUCUUCUUCUUCUUCUUCUCUACUUUUGUUUCUUUGGUGAACACGGCUUUGUUUGAAGGGAAUUAGAGUAGGAAUGGUUUGCCAAGCAGCGGCGCAGACGAGAUUCCGGGAAUUGAAACAUGAGUAUGUGUUUGCUGGAUGUGCUGCCAUCAUAGUUAGGGUCAUUGCUUGCUUCCAACCGUUGCCAGAUUGCCAGGCUGAGUAUUUUCGCCAGCUGCUGAAGCCUGUCACGUAGUUUGGCUUCUGUACUCCACUUGAUUAGAUAAAAACUUCCAUUUUACCUUCUUUAAGAUCGACGAGCUCUGUGUUUCCUUACUGGUUUUCUGUUUCAGGAGAAUUUAGUUUUGUUUUGACUGCACUGAUGUGGGAAUUCAGUAACUUAAAUACUGGCAAUACACUUUGGCCUCCUGAUGCUGGGCAACAGCAGAACUCAAUUAAUCCUUAUGUCUGUUCUUUCUCUGUCAAUCCAAAUGAACAAUUAACUGGUUUUGGAACUCAGGGGAGCUUCCUUCAUUUUGAUUCUCCUUUUUAUUGCCCGCCAUUGAAUCCUCUAAACAGCUCUUCUGAACAACAAUCCAUCACUCAGACAAAAAAGUUCCUUAUUUUCGAUCACUCUGGGGACCAAACCAGCUUGGUUUUUAGUUCUGUAGCGAAUCCAUUUGAGGGCUUGAAUCCUCCUCUACCUUUAAACUAUGCUCAUGAAUCCAAGUACCAUGAAAUUGAAGAGGAGGAAAUGCAUGAAAACACUGAAGAAAUUGAUGCCCUUCUUUACUCCGACUCUGAAUACAUAGAUGAUGAAGAGACCAGCACGGGUCAUUCCCCCUUUGACAUGGCAGAAGAAGACAUUACAAGCUCUCAUAUCCCAUGCAAGCGCCGCCGAGUCAGUUCUACUGACUUUGAUUCAUCGCUCGUUGACACAGCGAGCUCUGUAUUCGCUCCUCGCUCCGGUUACGUACGAGAAGAAGAUGAUUUAGCAGAGCGAAAUAAGAAGGAGCGAAUUAAACAAACUGUGAGAGUCCUGAGAAAGAUUAUACCCGGCGGAGAUGGGAAGGAUACUGUCUCUGUGCUUGAUGAAGCCAUUCAAUAUCUGAAGUUGUUGAAACUAAGAGCGAAGUCUUCGCUCAGUGCCACCUCCUUAUCCUAAUAAUCUUCUUAUGAAGAACAUCUCUCCCUGUAUUGAAAUGAUGGUAAUAAUAGUAGUAGGCUUGGAUAUAUUGAUGAAUGAAGAGGCAUUAAUGAGAAGCAAAGGGGCAGGAGGUCAGCAGAAAGAAGAUCAAGGCCUGGCCUUUAGGCUUUUUUACUUGUUGCCAUUGAAGCUCUUUUCUGUUAGUGUUUUGGUUGGUUAUAUAUUAUUGGAAGGAGGUUGUCUGCUCUGUUAAGAGGAUGAAGGGGGAGGAGGAGAGGUAAGCCAUGAAGCUUCCGGGGGAUGAAAAUGUCUAUUACGUGAAAGAUGCUUCUUGGGUAUUUAUGUUAGUUUUAGUAUGCUUUUAUGCUUUUAUGCUUUUAAUUUGUGUGAAGUCUGUGUGAUUUGCUGUUUUUGCUGUUUAUGUCUGUGAUUUAUGUGUGUCAUUGUCGUUGAGGAUUUAAAUCUAUGCUGAGAACUCUUGUGACUAUGGAAUUAAGUUGUGAUUUCUCUGUUUUGAUGAAUGAUAA
Molecule: messenger RNA, 1882 nt
Organism: Phalaenopsis equestris
Lineage: Eukaryota; Viridiplantae; Streptophyta; Magnoliopsida; Asparagales; Orchidaceae
Product: transcription factor SAC51-like
Exons: 3
Coding region: 591-1373 (260 amino acids)
Molecular function (GO): protein dimerization activity
Source: RefSeq, a predicted model, not a curated record